Hevea brasiliensis (rubber tree) is the source of this 1532-nucleotide messenger RNA. RefSeq lists its product as uncharacterized. NCBI's taxonomy places the organism in Eukaryota, Viridiplantae, Streptophyta, Magnoliopsida, Malpighiales, Euphorbiaceae. The coding region runs from base 261 to 1172 and encodes 303 amino acids. The record is from RefSeq and is a predicted model, not a curated record. The transcript is spliced from 2 exons.
AUCCUAUUACAUAUUACACCGUAGUGAACCUGGACUUCAUGUCAUCCAUAUUCAGUAAAGAGAAGCGAAAUCAAGUCUAUAUGCAUGCUCAUCUCACUGCCACGGGCCACUCUCUUCCACCUGCCUUAUAUAUAUGUAUAUAGCUUUAAUUUACACAUAAUUUCGCCAUAUUUGUGUCAUAAUCAGACUCUUUCUUUCUAUACAUGUAAACCUGGAACCUCAUCUUCUUUAAAUUCAAUCUCAUUCUUUUGCAAUAUACCAUGGCAAAGCGCCCUAUGAGGUUCAACAACACGCGUGCUGCUUUCGACGAGGCCGCUCAGAUGAGGCUUUGUGAGAGCAGCGGCAGCGAGCACUACUCGCCUGACAAUUCUGCUGACCUUUCUGAGCUUGUCAAUUCUUUUAUCGAAAGGGACUAUCGAAUUCAAGGAGACAAUGCAAAAGAUCAUGAUCUGGAACAUGAUUCCAAACUCGAACAAUUGGAGAGUUUCUGCUCUGAUUCUGAGGACAAGAAUAUCUUGGAGAAUUUGCUUAAUGACAAUGAUGACGACGAUGCCAAAAGAAAGAUUCGCGCCGAGACACAACUUGCAUGUGGGAUUGUAGGGGAAAGGUCUUCGCAUGGCUUCAAGCGCAGAUUGAUGUCUCGUUUACGAGAACAAGGCUUUGAUGCUGGUCUUUGCAAAUCCCGGUGGGAGAAAUUUGGAAGGCACCCACCUGGAGAAUACGAGUAUGUAGAUGUGAAUAUUGAUGGGAAUCGCUUCGUUGUUGAAGUGUUUCUAGCGGGAGAAUUCGAAAUUGCUCGUCCCACCACCGGUUACGCCGCACUCCUUGAUGCUUUUCCACUAGUAUUCAUUGGCAAGCCUGAGGAGCUCAAGCAGGUUGUGAGAUUAAUGUGCAGUGCAAUAAGACGGUCGAUGAAAGAGAUGGACUUGCAUGUCCCACCAUGGAGGAGAAAUGGGUACAUACAGGCCAAAUGGUUUGGUCCCUAUAAGCGGACAAUCAAUGAAAUUCCGGUUUCAAAGAGACUGGAACCCAGCGACUCUUUUGCUGCAAAACGGUCAGUUGGGUUUGAGGCUUACCCAGUUAAGGCUUACCAUUGCAGUGAUGAUUUUGCUAGAGAUAAGAUGGGCUUCAAAGUUGGCUAUUUGACUGCUGCAUUCAAUGGCAGUGGUUGAUGCCAUAGUCUCAUUGCAGGCCAAAUUUUGGCUGCUGCGGCUGAACUUGUGUAUAGGAAAAAUUAGUGUCAUACAUUGUUUUAAUAGGUAAUUUUCAGAUGGUUAUUUAUUAGAUUUUAUUUUAUUCCCCAUUUUAAGUGAGUAGCGCUGGGAGUUUGAAAGUAAUUGGAUUGUAAUUAUGCUUUUGCCCGGAAGAGCUAUCAUAUAAUCUGGCUAUUGAAUCCGAUGAUACCAGCAGUUAGCAGAUGUGUUGAGAGGAAUGAACAGGUGAGGUGAAUGUCAAUUCCUAUUCAAUAAGGAGAAAAUCAUCAGUAAGUGAAUUAUGUAAAAAAUGUAAACCUUAAUUCAUCUGUUCCCAAA